GUCUUUCAACUUCAACAUUAUAAAAAGAGGAGCACGCCAUUGUUUACAGUAUUUCGUGAAGGAGAAGAAAUAUUAGAGACUAGAGAUGAGAAGAGAGUGCCAUCCUUUGUUGAGGGGAGGGAGAAAUAGAGAGAGCAAAUACAACCAUGGGCUCUCUUCAGCUGAGAUGGAAGCGCUUUCUAGCCUAUGCGAGACUAUAUUUCCUUCUCUGUCACCGAUUCCAAAGUUUGACGGGAAGCAAAACCAACCUACCAAGGCCAUGCAGGCCUUCUACAGAGCCUCUGCCUCUCAAACGCCAAUGCCUGAUGAGAUGGCAGAGCUUUUAACGAAGAGGGGGUUGCUAGAGGCUGUGUUCCUGGUAAGAUUGGUUCUAUGGCUUCUAUCUACUAGGCUGGGUACAUUUUUGCUUUGUGGGUCUCUUUGUUUUGAGGAGAAAUGGCCAUACUUUAAGAAUUUUUCAAGCAUCCCUUUGGACAAGAGGGAGAGGGUUUUGCAGAAGUGGUUCAAACAUAGGUUUUUUACGCCAAUCAGAGCUGCCUUCGUAUAUGUCAAGAUCUUGAUCCUCUACGUCUUCUUCUCUAGGGUUGAUGAAAAAGGUGACAACCCAGCAUGGGAAGCCAUUGAAUAUAAUGUAGGCGCUGAUGAAAGUCCAGAUCAGGUUCCUAAAGAGAGGCCCCUUCAAAAGGGAUUGAUAGAUACUAAUCAAGAAACUGCCUCCACCCUUCUACACUCUCUUAAAGAGAAAGGACUAAGAGUUACUCAAGAUCCUCGAAAGAACGUUUAUAAAAUCAAAUGUGAUGUUGUCAUUGUUGGCUCCGGUUGUGGUGGUGGAGUUGCAGCAGCUGUUCUUGCAGCUUCUGGGCAGAAGGUGUUUGUUCUUGAGAAAGGAAACUACUUUACUGCUUCCGAUUAUUCUGGUUUGGAAGGCCCUUCCAUGGACCAACUAUAUGAAUCAGGUGGAAAACUUGCGACUACUGAUGCAGAGAUGCUGAUCAUGGCAGGAUCAGCAGUUGGAGGAGGUUCUGCUGUUAACUGGUCAGCAUCCAUCAAAACACCAAAUUCUGUGCUUCAGGAAUGGACUAGGAACCAGAAAAUCCCACUUUUCGGAAGUUCUGAAUAUUUUUCUGCCAUGGAUGCUGUUUGUACUAGAAUAGGAGUCACAGAGAGCUGCGGAGAGGAAGGAUUUCAAAAUCAAGUACUUCGGAAAGGGUGCGAGUCCCUUGGUAUUCCUGUCAAAACCGUCCCACGAAAUUCCUCAGAGAGGCAUUAUUGUGGCUCUUGCGGUUAUGGUUGUCGAAAAGGAGAGAAGAAAGGGACUGAUCGUACGUGGCUGGUCGAUGCUGUUGAUCAUGGGGCAGUGAUCAUAACAGGAUGCAAAGCAGAGAGAUUCAUGUUGGAAAAUAACGAGGGUGGAAGUAAGAGAAAAAAGAAAUGCGUGGGAGUGACCGCAAAAAUUGUAAACAACAAUAUCAGAACGAGAUUGCAAAUUGAGGCCAAGGUAACAAUCUCAGCAUGCGGAGCUCUUUUGACACCCCCUUUAAUGAUCUCCAGUGGAUUGAAGAAUCAGAAUAUAGGCCGGAACCUUCAUCUACACCCUGUACUAAUGGCUUGGGGAUACUUUCCAGAGUCAAAUUCAGAGUUCAAGGGGAAAGUAUACGAGGGUGGAAUAAUCACAGCAGUUCAUGAAGUGUUAACAGGAGACUCCAACGCGAGGGCAAUUAUAGAAACUCCUGCAUUAGGGCCUUCGUCAUUUGCUGCGUUAUAUCCCUGGGUGUCGGGACAUGACAUGAAGGACAGAAUGGCGAAGUAUGCAAGAACUGCUCACCUCAUAGCAAUAAUAAGAGACAGCGGGUCUGGAAAAGUGACGACAGAGGGAAGGAUAUCCUAUAAUUUAGAUGCAAUGGACAAAGAGAAUCUCAAGGCAGGGCUGCGGCAGGCAUUGAGGAUUUUAGUUGCAGCAGGAGCUGUCGAAGUGGGUACACAUCGAAGUGAUGGGCAGAGGAUCAAAUGCAGAGGGAUCAAAAAAGAGGAUCUGGAGGAAUUUUUGGACACAGUUUAUGCAACUGCAGGGCCACUGUCACUGGCAGAGGACUGGAUGCUGUACACCUCAGCCCAUCAAAUGGGGAGCUGCAGGAUGGGGAUUAAUAAAAAAGAAGGCGCUGUUGACGAGAACGGAGAGAGUUGGGAAGCAGAGGGCCUAUUUAUUUGCGAUGCUAGUGUUUUGCCAAGUGCUGUUGGUGUUAAUCCUAUGAUCACAAUCCAGUCCACUGCUUACUGUCUGUCCAAGAAAAUUGCAGAGUCAUUACGCAGAGAUUCAAAGUGAAGGAAGAAACAGAAGAAAUUAAAAGACUGCAAGGAUAAGAAUACUAAGAUGCUGCAGACAAGGGAUAAUUGAUUACUAUGAUUUGAUAAACAUCCUUACAAU
Molecule: messenger RNA, 2425 nt
Organism: Populus euphratica (Euphrates poplar)
Lineage: Eukaryota; Viridiplantae; Streptophyta; Magnoliopsida; Malpighiales; Salicaceae
Gene: FAO3
Product: fatty alcohol oxidase 3
Exons: 4
Coding region: 86-2323 (745 amino acids)
Molecular function (GO): flavin adenine dinucleotide binding; long-chain-alcohol oxidase activity
Source: RefSeq, a predicted model, not a curated record